GAGAGCAGGGAGGAGAUAUUUGUCUUAAGGAGCAACUGUGAACACUGUUUCUCAGGUUGCACAACACCUGAUGUUGAUUUUGGAACUGUCACCUUCAGUACUAUGGUACAAAGCAGGUGAAGGAAGACAGUGAAGAGGUUUUAUGCUGGCACCAGCCCUCUGCUGUCAUAGCCAGCUAGAGAGACACCUCUGCAGAUACCAGUGACCUGGUGUAAUCUAGUCCUCAGAUGACUGGCAUCAGCAUCAUUUGAACAUCAACAGACUGGAUUAAGAAAUAAGAACACAAUCAACGAACCCGUAUUCAUCCAGUCUUGGUGAGAGAGGUAAACGUCAACCUUUGUGGGCCGCACUGGGUCUUUUCAUGACUGGACCUUGUUAGGUGAGUUGGUGAAAUCUAAAAGUGGAGGCACUUCUCAUGGAUUCCAACAUACCGGGGUCUUUUCUGUUCAACAACAGCCUGAACCAGUUCUCCUCGGACUUAAAGGCACCUGUGUGUCAGUACUCAGUGCCCAACUCCUACUACAAGCUAAACCCAGGCCUGAACAGCCAGCUGCAGGCAGCAGGCACACCCCACGGCAUCAGUGACAUCCUCAGCCGUUCCAUGAUGGGUGCUACGGGCACUACCACCCUGCUCUCUGGAUACCCUACCAUGGGGGGCUUUGGCACCGUGGCCACCCCGGGGGUCUACUACAACCGUGCAGACUACAACCCCUCACUGGGCGGCUUCACCAAGCCUGGCGCUGAGUGCCCCGUGAAGGGUCGCAGUGGCAGCUGCUGGGUAGAGAGUGGGUACGAGUGGAGAGGAGGGAGGCAGCAGUGCAAUAACAACAUUGGGCAUCUAGAGGAUAUUUCAGGCAGGAAGAAGCACACCAGACCUACAUUCAGUGGACAUCAGAUAUUUGCCCUGGAGAAAACCUUUGAGCGGACCAAGUACUUGGCCGGGCCAGAGAGAGCUAGACUGGCCUACUCCCUGGGCAUGACAGAGUCACAAGUCAAGGUAUGGUUCCAGAACCGCCGCACCAAGUGGAGGAAGAAGAGUGCCUCAGAGCCCAGCUCCACCCAGGCGAUGCGGGGUGAGCAGGGAGGGGAGGCCUCGGAGAACGAGGUGGAGGAUGAGGAGUACAACAAGCCUCUGGAUCCCGACUCGGACGACGAGAAGAUACGACUGCUGCUGCGCAAACACCGCCGGGCUUUCUCUGUACUCCGCCUUGGACCACAUCACGUCUGACACAUAAACACAAAAGCUGCCACGCACACAGACACACACGCACACAUCAGAUGUGCAUGUUGUAGCAAGGGGUAGCAUUAAACACAUUUUGUAGUACAGACACACAACUAAAUAUUCAAGCAUGUUCAAAAUAAGGCACAUUUAUAAUACAGUAAGUUUAAGGAGAAAAAAGGGUAACGGUUCACGUGAAGUGAUGCCUUGACGUACCAUAUUUGUAACCAUAAUGGAAACAGAGGGAAGAUGUUACCAUUAAAUGAUGGGUGAAACAGUUUAAAUUGAAAACAGAAUUCAUCAAUGCCUUUCAAUGAGGCAAAUGGUUAACUGUUAUGUAGGAAACCCAUCAUUACCUAUUAUCCUCAGCUGCACCAUGGUGGUUGCAUCAAAAAGGAAAUAGUUUCUCAUGUGUACAUACACAUUAUAGCAGACCAAAGCUAAAUAGAUAUGUAAACCAUGGAUAAUGCAGUUGACAGUACCUGUUUUAUUUGAGUAGAAUAAACACUUCAGGUCAAGGACUUUUUGUUUCAGUUCAUCAAAUUAAUUUGCUUGUUGUACUCUUAAUAUUGAAUGUCCAUUUGAACUUGUUUCAGUCAACUGCUGUACUAUGAACACAGAAUAUUUCUAUUAUUAACUCUGAUUCAUUUAAUUGAGAGCCUGGCGAUGCUGUUUUUGUUUUUUAACACUGGCGUUGAGGGUACACAUAUCAAGAUAAGUCUUGACCUUUUAUUUUGACUAAUGUGUUAGCUAAUGUCAUGCAGACAUGCAAGCUUUCAUGACAUUUGAGGGUUUCUGCGCAUCCAAAUUAAGUUGCAUAAGGAUAAUGUAAAUGAAUGAUGACAUUUUUAAUUGUACAAUAAAUUAUUGUGAAUUAUUUAUUGAAUACAAUGGUACAAUGAUUGUGUCAUGCCUUGGUUUUUCAGUAAUUGUUUUCAUAUAAAAGACAACAAUCCCCAAACAAACAACUUAUACUGUGCUGUAUCUGACAUCUAAACAGACAUUGAAGUCUAUAUCAGCAAUAGAGUUGUUAAUAGAUUAAAAGCGACAGUUUAGACAGAUGGUGGGUAGAAAGGCACAAUAAUUGAGUAGAAGUGAGGGGUCAAAGGCCAAUCCCAAGGUGAUCUAUGUAGUUACCAGGGUGCUGGAAUUGGACUGGCUGAACUGUUCUGUGUAGAAGACAAAGCCAUCAGACCCAUCCACGCCAUCACAAAAAUCAAUGCUACUAUUCUAUUUCAUUCACUAAUUGAAUAUCUCUCACCCCUGGCCCCUGCAGCUCAGUGCUGUUUGUCAUUAGGACAGAUGCUACGGAAGUGUGUGAGGGUGUGCCCAGCACCAGGGAAAAUAUGCAUUGUGCUGGUUGUACUGUUGAAACAAUUAUGCAAUUGUUGAUAGUAAAACAUCAACAAGAUGCUAGUCUCCCUAGGCAGACGGGUUGCCUCCCACAAUGUGAACAAUGCUCCAGGUCUGGGAUUUCUGAGGCUAACAAGACGCUAACGUCAAGAGUUAGGUCGCUCUACAGUUCAGGAUAGAGAUAUGUUAACAGCAACAGCAUACAGACUACAAACUUUGAGAAUAUAACCAUAUGAAUAUGCUAUACCAGAUACCUUUCUACUACUAAAAGUUCUAUACACAGGAGAGAAAAGGCAGGGAAACCCAUCUCUGAGAAAAGCUGAAGAGCAACAUUGAUAUCAGUCUUGGCAUGGUUGGGAAACAAAGCCUGUGCUGUAUCACUGAAUCUAGGAAACUCUCAGAACACUUCAGUUCUUGUGCAGCUUCGUAUGAAAGUGAAGAAAGAAAAAAAAAGAUUUCAAAGAGCCCAGUUCUGUGAAACUGCAAAAGCUCUUCAUAAAUGAGACUUGCAUAUUCAUGGAAUCUGCUUUACUUAAAUCUUUCAGCAUCUAGGCCAGGACAGGUAAUUUCCAUUGUUUUUAGUGCGCAUUUUACAUUUGCUGACUGCAGACUGUACUUUUUCUGCUGAUUAUUUUGCCUAGCACUUGAUAAAUCCAAGGCAACGGUAUUGGAUCAACAUUUGUCCUCCAAAAUGCAAUAAUUGUGAGGAUCGGAUUCAGAGCAACUCACAAUUUCAGUUGGCUUUUCCUUUCUGGAGUUUUAAAGGGUAUUGAUCGAAACAACUUGGCCAGUUCUGACCGUCUGAAACAGCCAGCCCAUUCCACCUUGAGAGGGCACGUUUAAUAUCCCAUCUACUUCAUACAAAGUCCUAUCAAUACGCAGCCUCACUUUCUCUCUCCAACCAAAGAGGCAAGUCUCAGGCUGGGCUGGAUUCUCAAACCAUAGAAUGGGAAAAAAUAACAUGGCCAUAAUAAGUUCAAGUUGAGUGUGUAAGGUCCAGAUGGACAUUUAGCAUGAGAAUAAUCAAAUAAAAGUUGACCUAUUUCAGCAUGACCUCUCCAAAACACCUUGCAGUGAUCUGUGUGUGUUCCACCCUGACAGCAAGUAUAACCCAUUGUAACCCAAUUGAUAGGAACUAUUUAAGGACACUCCACCACGAGCAUGGGAGAUUCCAGGCAUUCUCGUUUCAUGCAUUAGGCCUACAUUAAAGGAGUGGUACGUCGUCGGAGAUAUGUUACAAAUCAGCUGCAUCCAGUGUUGUCGAUAAGCAUUGGAGUGAAACCAUACAUAAAGAGCUUUAUUUGAAAUCACAUGGCAAUGGUUGUGUUAUGCAGAGCACUGGUGUGACUGAAAGAGAAAGCCCAAUAGUGAUCAGAGUUACCUGCCAAAAGGAAAACCCUUGCACAACUCUGAGAUAAAUUGCAAGUAGAAUGCCAACUGAAAAGAAACAAGCUAGUAGCUCUAAAAUUGAUAUUGAUUUUGCAAAGGUAGAAUCUCAUGAAGGGAGAGUUAUACAGUAAUGUAAUUGCAGUGGUCAACAUUUAUUUACAAAACUGGAAGCAUUACAAGAAUGUAGUGUUUGUUUGUGUUCGACCAGAAAUGACAAACAUUAGUCCACUCCAUCUAACAAUACUACUGGCCUCAUGUUGAACUCCAAACCAAGAGCAUUCCCCGGAGGGCAUUAUUAGAAUAUGUUGACCAUACCAUGAAUCAACUACUACAAAUAUGUUAUUGACAGGUGGGCCUUGCACUUUCCACGCAGACACAUCAAUCAUUAAUUGUAAACAACCGUAAGGAAAUUUGAGAGGAUACAGAUUAAAAGGAUCUAUACAUUUGAACUAAUGAAUCCUGGUAUUAUCAGUCUACAAUUACUUCACAGCAGAUUGAGUGUAAAUCAGUCAACACAUACUACAGAGGAAGAUUGAUUACAAAUUAUGCAUUUUCUACCUCAAAAUAUAGGGAGUAUAACAGUAAAAUAAAUAAGUAAUUAAUAUGCAUUGAUCAUUUAAGUGCAUUCUGAAUAACACAUACACCUAUAAAAUAAUAUGAAAACCAUGAUUAUAUAUUAAAAGUCUUUGAAUUAGUCUAAUAAAACAAAAUUAUGCAAACCAGCCAUCCAUUUCAUACAAAAUACAGAGGAUGAACAAAGAUCUGCUGCAGCACAAAUCAACAUAGAACACGGAAAAUAGAUAAAAUCAAUAAAAUCACUUCAACCAAAAUAAUAUAGUGGUUUCAAGCUUAAAAUGUUGUGAACUUUGCGUGAGUUUGUGUGAGCAUGUGCCUGGGUGUGCAUGUGCGUGCUUGCAUGUGAUUUUGUGUGUGGCUGUGGUAUCAGACAUCCAUUCCAGACGCAUUCAUUUAAAAUAAUUGUAUGGUAAACAAGUUAUAGUGAUUUGGCAGAAGUUAAACUGAUCACAGGAACUGAAACAGUAAAACAAUAGAUGGGUCGUUCCACAAAAUGAGUGCCUUUUGCGUCCAUUUGAUAUUUUAAGAAUAGAUGAUGCACAAAUAUUUCAUUUUAAAAGCCAGUUAUAUUCAAUGAAGUGCCCUUUAAUAUAGACCACACAGAUAAUUCAAUAAAUCAGAUGAGUAAAGACUCUAAACAUCUCUCCGUGUACCCUCUGUGACCUCUAGGAAGAUUAACCCACUUAACCCCAACACUUCUCCAAGUUUUCACAAUCAUUGUAAAGCCCUAGCUAUUUAGUUGCUUUGACAGUCAUUUCUGAAGAUAAUUUAUUUAAUGU
Messenger RNA from Oncorhynchus kisutch (coho salmon), 5316 nucleotides. It is a transcript of the gene nkx6-3, whose product is annotated as NK6 homeobox 3. Gene Ontology annotation, cellular component: nucleus. Gene Ontology annotation, biological process: cell differentiation; regulation of transcription by RNA polymerase II. Bases 416 to 1228 code for a protein of 270 amino acids. Gene Ontology annotation, molecular function: DNA-binding transcription factor activity, RNA polymerase II-specific; RNA polymerase II cis-regulatory region sequence-specific DNA binding. The record is from RefSeq and is a predicted model, not a curated record. Lineage: Eukaryota; Metazoa; Chordata; Actinopteri; Salmoniformes; Salmonidae. The transcript is spliced from 3 exons.